GCGACGGGUGCGAGCCAGGUGGCCUAGAUUCGUGGACGCCUGUGAGCUAAGAGCCGGCCGGCGCCCCAGGCCGUUACCCCGCGGGGCCGCGUGCUGCUGACGCCGCCCCGGCUUCCUGCGCAGGCCGCCGGCCUCACCAUGGACCAGGACUACGAGCGGCGCCUGCUGCGGCAGAUCGUCAUCCAGAAUGAGAACACAAUGCCGGGCGGUCAGAGGGUGGAGGCCGGCUGGGCAGCGCGGGGCUGGAGGGCAGCUGUGCCCGGCACACACGCUCUGCCACUGCAGGUUGCAGAGAUGCGGCGCACGCUGACACCCGCCAACUCCCCCGUGUCCUCGCCCAGCAAGCAUGGAGACCGCUUCAUCCCCUCGCGGGCCGGGGCCAACUGGAGCGUGAACUUCCACAGGAUCAAUGAAAAUGAGAAGUCACCCAGUCAGAACCGGAAGGCCAAGGAUGCCACCUCAGACAAUGGCAAAGACGGCCUGGCCUACUCGGCCCUGCUGAAGAAUGAGCUGCUGGGGGCCGGCAUUGAGAAGGUGCAGGACCCACAGACAGAGGACCGCCGGCUGCAGCCCUCCACCCCCGAAAAGAAGAGCCUCUUCACGUAUUCCCUCAGCACCAAGCGCUCAAGCCCGGAUGAUGGCAAUGAGGUGUCCCCGUACUCCUUGUCCCCCGUCAGCAAUAAGAGUCAGAAGUUGCUGAGGUCACCACGGAAACCCACUCGCAAAAUCUCCAAAAUCCCCUUCAAGGUCCUGGACGCCCCCGAGCUCCAGGAUGACUUCUACCUGAACCUGGUGGACUGGUCUUCCCUCAACGUGCUCAGUGUGGGGCUGGGGACCUGCGUGUACCUGUGGAGCGCCUGCACCAGCCAGGUGACACGGCUCUGUGAUCUGUCCGUUGAAGGGGACUCAGUGACCUCCGUGGGCUGGUCUGAGCGGGGGAACCUGGUGGCAGUCGGCACCCACAAGGGCUUCGUGCAGAUCUGGGACGCGGCCGCAGGAAAGAAGCUGUCCAUGCUGGAGGGCCACACGGCACGCGUCGGUGCGCUGGCCUGGAACGCCGACCACCUGUCAUCCGGGAGCCGUGACCGCAUGAUCCUGCAGAGGGACAUCCGCACGCCGCCCCUGCAGUCGGAGCGGCGGCUGCAAGGCCACCGGCAGGAGGUCUGCGGGCUCAAGUGGUCCACGGACCACCAGCUGCUUGCCUCGGGGGGCAAUGACAACAAGCUGCUCGUCUGGAACCACUCGAGCCUGAGCCCUGUGCAGCAGUACACGGAGCACCUGGCGGCCGUCAAGGCCAUUGCCUGGUCCCCGCACCAGCACGGCCUACUGGCCUCGGGCGGCGGCACGGCUGACCGCUGUAUCCGCUUCUGGAACACGCUGACGGGGCAGCCGCUGCAGUGCAUCGAUACCGGCUCACAAGUCUGCAACCUGGCCUGGUCCAAGCACGCCAACGAGCUGGUGAGCACACACGGAUACUCGCAGAACCAGAUCCUGGUCUGGAAGUAUCCAUCCCUGACCCAGGUGGCCAAGCUGACUGGGCACUCCUACCGCGUGCUUUACCUGGCCAUGUCCCCUGACGGAGAGGCCAUUGUGACCGGGGCUGGAGACGAAACCCUGAGGUUCUGGAAUGUCUUCAGCAAAACCCGUUCGACAAAGGUAAAGUGGGAAUCCGUGUCUGUCCUCAACCUCUUCACCAGGAUACGGUAAACCAGGCUCUGUGCCAGGAACCCGUCGCCGGGUCCAAGGACGGCCAGACGACCGCCAGCUCCCCAUGCACGGCCCCUCCCCGGCACGCAUCCCCAGGCAGCAGUGGGGGGCGGGGAGCUGGGCUUGGAGAACCCUGAAGAUUUCCGAUUAAAUGCCUGAUUGUGAACUGUGUCAGCCGGUGUCUGGGGCAGGGAUGCGGCUGGGGACCUGGCGCCCUUCCCGGAGGGCAGCAGUCAACCAGGUGGACUCGUGGCCUCAGCCUGGACCAUCCCCUCGGACGCACGCACUCCCGCUGCCCACCGCGGAGAGGACCCUCUGGAACCGCAGCCCCGCUUGUGCCCGUCCCGCCGCGGUGGGGCCGCACGCCCUUCCGUAUGUGCUUCGUGCUGUGCCCACUGGUGCGUCAGGACAGACGGCCGAGCCCAGGAUGUGGGCGUGGCAGCCGGCAGGUGCCAAAGCCGGGCCGCCCUUCAGUGCAUGCCCUCUGCCCCCACCCAGACCUACCCGCGGCUGCGAGGGGCCUGAGGCUUGGGGCAGCUCCUCGCCACUGGACUCGAGGUUUCUUUCCAGCCACCUUGGCCCUCAGCGUCCCCACACUGACCUCAGGCCGUCCUCGGCGGUGACUGAGGGGAACGUUUUGUUACGGCUGUGGCCCGGGCAGGUUCAUCACCAUCGGCCGCUGCGUCCGGAGCAGGCCCCAGUCGGCUCCGCGAGACCAGGCCGGCUGGACACGGCAGCAGGGCCCACAGAGACCACCCAGGAUGUACUUGUCAGAGGACAGUGUUGCGUAGUCACGCUUCUGACAGCGAGCGAGGGCCCAGUGAGACGCGCUCCAGUGACAGCGGGCCCCAGCCACGGCUCCCACGCCCUGGGCCCUGCGGGUGCUCACCCCCACUGCGCCUCCCGGUGUCAUCCUGUCCCCCUGUGCCGACCCAGCACGGCGAGGUGAAGAGGG
This is a messenger RNA of Trichechus manatus latirostris (Florida manatee), 2662 nucleotides long. RefSeq names its product fizzy and cell division cycle 20 related 1 (gene FZR1). Lineage: Eukaryota; Metazoa; Chordata; Mammalia; Sirenia; Trichechidae. The coding region runs from base 139 to 1707 and encodes 522 amino acids. Gene Ontology annotation, biological process: positive regulation of anaphase-promoting complex-dependent catabolic process; anaphase-promoting complex-dependent catabolic process; positive regulation of ubiquitin protein ligase activity. The transcript is spliced from 14 exons. Gene Ontology annotation, cellular component: anaphase-promoting complex. Gene Ontology annotation, molecular function: anaphase-promoting complex binding; ubiquitin ligase activator activity; protein binding. The record is from RefSeq and is a predicted model, not a curated record.